GCGGUGGCGCGGUUCGCGGAAGGCCGGCGCUAUGGGGCCGAGCCGCGUGCGGGCCGUUUUUUUCGACUUGGAUAACACGCUCAUCGACACGGCCGAGGCGAGCAGGAGAGGCAUGCUGGAGGUGAUAAAGCUCUUACAAUCAAAAUACCAUUAUAAAGAAGAGGCUGAAAGCAUCUGUGAUAAAGUUCAGGUUAAACUCAGCAAGGAAUGUUUUCAUCCUUACAACAUGUGCAUUACUGAUCUAAGGACUUCCCAUUGGGAAGAAGCAAUCCAGGAAACAAAAGGUGGUACAGCCAAUAGGAAGUUGGCUGAAGAAUGCUAUUUCCUGUGGAAAUCCACACGUUUACAGCAUAUGACACUAGCGGAAGAUGUCAAAACCAUGCUCACUGAACUGCGAAAGGAGGUCCGCCUACUUUUAUUAACAAAUGGUGACAGACAGACCCAGAGGGAGAAGAUCGAGGCCUGUGCCUGUCAGUCCUAUUUUGACGCUGUUGUUGUAGGAGGAGAGCAGAAAGAGGAGAAGCCAGCGCCUUCCAUAUUCCAUUACUGCUGUGACUUACUGGGAGUGCAGCCUGGGGACUGUGUAAUGGUUGGUGACACAUUAGAAACUGACAUACAAGGAGGCCUCAAUGCAGGGCUGAAAGCAACAGUCUGGAUAAAUAAAAAUAGAAUAGUACCACUGAAGUCGUCCCCCGUCCCACAUUAUAUAGUUUCUUCUGUGUUAGAGUUACCUGCUCUCUUACAAAGUCUAUAACUUCAAAGUCAUUAUGUCAGCUUAAAGCACAUAAAAGAGCAUGAUUACAAAUUUUAGAGUCAAUUUACAGGGCUUGAACUAAGAAAAGUUAAGGCAUUCCAUAUACUGUGGUCUAUUUCUGAAAAUGAUUUUACUUAUCAUUUAAUGGUCGCUAUUGUGAAGGUCCUCCCAGUCCUAUUGCUUUUUAAGUUUUGACAACCAACCAUUGACUGGUACUUAUACCUGAAAAUCCAGAUUGCAUUAAUACAAGUUACUUUUUGUAAUAUAAUCCAGAAAAUUUGAGGAAAUACAUUAUUUGUUAGUCUGUAAAAAUUUUACUGGAGACUUAAAAAUUAUUAAUCUUUUGGUGUAUUGGCUCCAUGAUACCAAGUAAGAUAGCUUACACAUGGACGCACAAAUAUUGAUUUUAUGUUCUGAUUUAAAAAUAGAUUUUUUUAAAAAAUAGAUAUUUUAAAACAUAUAAUAGAGAUUUAUCAGAGCAAUUGGAUCUGGUUAAUAUUAAAUGAGUACUAAGUCAUGCAAAUCAAGGUAUUUCAUAGUGAAAUUAUUUUGCAUAUUUUUUAAAACUCAUAAACCAUUUUUUUGUUGACUUUGGAUG
Messenger RNA from Cynocephalus volans (Philippine flying lemur), 1352 nucleotides. RefSeq names its product N-acetylneuraminic acid phosphatase (gene NANP). The record is from RefSeq and is a predicted model, not a curated record. The coding region runs from base 32 to 754 and encodes 240 amino acids. The transcript has 2 exons. Gene Ontology annotation, molecular function: N-acylneuraminate-9-phosphatase activity. Gene Ontology annotation, biological process: N-acetylneuraminate biosynthetic process; dephosphorylation. Lineage: Eukaryota; Metazoa; Chordata; Mammalia; Dermoptera; Cynocephalidae.